AUGUCUCGCUUCGUGAACAGCCUCACCGUCGACGACCGCGACGACCGCGAUAUCCCACCGACCUGCAUCCAGAUCAUCGACGGAAACAACCCCGACAUCAACGCCGGGUUCGGUGGCAAGUUUGUCUACAUCGUCGUCGGCCACACCUCCAAGCCCGAGUUCGCCCUCACCGACAUCCAGAUCCUGGUCCAGGAGGACGAGAAUAAGGACUACCACGAUCUGGCCAAGGGGGCGGGCGGGGCCUACCGCUACAUCCACACCCUGCAGGGCACGGGCGCCCCCAUCGUUGACGUCAAGCUGCUGCGGUGGGCGGAGAAGGUCGAGCUGUCUACCGUCCAGGCGCUCGGGUAUAGCCAUAUGACAGGGGACAUCAAUGCGGGUCGCGGGGGGGAUUAUUUGCAUAUCAUCUGGAAGACGGCUUGA
Molecule: messenger RNA, 423 nt
Organism: Aspergillus brunneoviolaceus CBS 621.78
Lineage: Eukaryota; Fungi; Ascomycota; Eurotiomycetes; Eurotiales; Aspergillaceae
Exons: 3
Coding region: 1-423 (140 amino acids)
Source: RefSeq, a predicted model, not a curated record